AUGGACUGUCUAGUGUGCGAAGUGCCUGCCGUUCAGACGCAUGCCGCGAGACGAUCGCCUCUACAUUCUCAAGGAUCUCCGCGGAAGCUGUCGUUAAAGAUCGACGCUGCGGAGAACAUGAGACUCAAGCAGGUUCUCUCCCCGGUCCGCACUCUGCGUCUCCUGCGUGUCAUGGCAUUGACGUCACAUCUCCCCACUCCCGAACUGCACAAUAUUUUCUUCACCUGGCUUUGGCUUGAAGAAUUUCACCUUUACAGCUGGGACCGGUUUAUCUUGAACGGGGGACCACUACAAGUGCUGCUCGAGCUCGCGUCCGCGUCGUCUAUCCGCCUGCGACCGGCGUUUGUGUGCGUGUUCGCAGAGUGA
This is a messenger RNA of Fibroporia radiculosa, 366 nucleotides long. RefSeq lists its product as uncharacterized. The coding region runs from base 1 to 366 and encodes 121 amino acids. The transcript has a single exon. The record is from RefSeq and is a predicted model, not a curated record. Lineage: Eukaryota; Fungi; Basidiomycota; Agaricomycetes; Polyporales; Fibroporiaceae.